CGGGCCCGGUGCCCCGCGGAAGCGCCAGCGCAGCCAUGUUGGCUGUGAGGGGAAGCGGCGGCCCGGGGCCGCGCUAAGAUGGUGGCGAGGAGCCCCCGGGGGGAGUAGGGGCCCCGUCCCCCCCUUCCCUCCCCCCGAGCCCGGGCUGCGGGCCGGCCUGGCGCCCAUGGAGCAGCUGUAGGGUCUCUGCUAUAAACAGCUCAUCACUGCCACGAUGACAUCUCCAAGCUCUGCCCAGCACCCAGCAGCUGAGAACGCCUGCAGAAUAGCACUUGGACAAGCUAACCAGGUGCGACCCAAACUGCCACUUCUGAAGAUUCUGCAGGCUGCGGGUGCCCAGGGGGAGACCUUCACACUGAAGGAGGUUAUGCAUUACCUAGGACAGUAUAUCAUGGUGAGGCAGCUAUAUGACAAAAGGCAGCAACACAUGGUCUAUUGUGGAGGAGAUCAGCUGGGAGAACUGCUGGGACUGGAGAGCUUCUCUGUGAAAGAUCCAAGCCCAGUCUAUGAGAUGCUGAAACGGAACCUGACUUCUGCUGCAGUGGCAGAUGCUGCACAGAGUCUCGCAAAGGAACAGAGCGUCGAUAAGCCAAGCCAAGACCAGCUGAAGUUUAGCCAGCAAGAAGGUUCUGACCCUGGCAUCAUGGAGGGUGAAAGCAAUGCUGCUGCUUUGUCUACCUCAGAGCAAAAAUGUGAGCGUUACGAAGACAAAGACUUAAUAGAAAACCUCUCUAAAAGCAAGAAGCCUAAACUGGACCUAGUGUUUGAGGAAUGGGAUGUAGCUGGUCUUCCAUGGUGGUUUUUAGGCAACCUCAGAAGCAAUUACAAGUCCAGAAGUAAUGGAUCAACAGAUAUUCAGACUAACCAGGACAUAGACACUGCCAUUGUUUCGGAUACUACUGAUGACUUGUGGUUCCUCAACGAAUGCCCAUCGGAUCAGAGCAGUGCUGCAGUCAAGGUGGAAGCGGUUGAGUGUGAGGAAGUGAAAGAAGGUGACAAAAAGGUGACUGAGGAUGUUUGUUUGCAUGACUUUGAAGAUUCUCAAUGCUUAAGUGAUGACACAGAUACAGAAGCUGCUUCUGAGGACCGUUGGCAAUGCAGCAAAUGCAAGAAGUUUAACUCUCCAGGCAAACGGUACUGUUACCGCUGCUGGGCCUUGCGGAAAGACUGGUACUCAGAUUGCCCCAAACUGGUUCAUUCUCUUUCCCUGUCCAGCAUUGAUGCUAUCCAAAACAAAAAGGAUGAUGAAGGGAUCGAUGUCCCGGACUGCCGAAGGACUAUUUCAGCUCCAGUUGGCCAACCCAAAGAGCUGUACAUGGUAGAAAACAAAUCACGUGUAGAUCCCCGCAGCUCUAUUGAGUCUUUGGAUUUGGCACAGGAAUGUGAAAGCAAGGAGUCUCUGUUGCAUUUCACUGAGCAUAAAAAGGAGGAGGAAAUCCAGUCUUUAGAGAGUAUCAAAAAAUUGCUGAACCCUUGCUUCCUAUGCCAUCACAGACCACGGGAUGGGAAUAUUGUCCAUGGAAGGACUGCUCAUCUUGUGGCCUGUUUCAAGUGUGCAAAGAUGCUGAAGAAAAAGAGAUCACCUUGCCCAGUGUGCAGGAAAGACAUCGAGAUGGUGAUCAGGAUCUUUAUGGGGUAGUUGUGCCAGUUCAGGCCUUCUCCCCCAAACGACUGCACACAGGUUUCCUUGCACUCACACCAACCCUAACUUCAGAGCUCGGACAGUGAAUACCAAAGAGAAGUAAGAUUCAAAUCUGACCAAGAACAUUGAGGAAUCCUCUACAUUCAAUGAAGCAGCAUCCACUUUUCAAAUGUCCAUUUAACUUAAAGCCCGAGGGAGCAGGGGGUGACUGGCACAUUGUUAUCUCAACACCCUAGCUUUGAAGCUGUCCAAAUGUUCUGAUUUCAGCUCAGUGGUGUCAGUGAGAUGCUCUGUUCUGACAACUGCCUCUCAAAGAAAGCAAGUUUUGGAAAGAGUUAGAACUUUGGCUGUUGGAGGGGUGGUCUCCAGUGAGUCAAUCCCUGUGCAAUGCCUUUGAAGGGGGGAGUCUGCAUCUGAGAUACAUAUAGAUAUAUAUAUAUAGUCAGGGGUGGGAAAGAGGGUCCAAGGAUCAGUUCUCCUCAGGGCAGUGAGAAGUAAAUAACCUGGCUUCUGAUUCUUUUGUGUGUGUUUAAUGUAGGUUUGUUAGAUAAGGUGAAGGUCUUUCUGCUACCAGUCUUGAAAUAAGUCCUCCCAGGCUUUUAAUCCAUAGCUAUCUCAGGUCCCAGAUCAGAUGGCAAAAGCACAGGGUGUUAUACUUUGCUUUGAUAUUGGAUCUUUCCAUUGCUAGUGAUUCUUUUUUCCCAUUUAAAUCCAGCUCUGUGUCAUCUAGCAUAGCUUUGCUGAAGCCUGUCCAGCAUUAGCUCAGAAUCUGGUCUACCAGCUGGAUUAACUGACAGCAGCUCUGUGCAUGUUUGGGGAUGUUCUUAUCGCUCUGUGCCUUCAGCACCAUCGCAGCUCCUGUCUGCCUCAUCUCAGAUAAAAGAUGCUCACUUCAGAGUGUGAUGUGGCUUUAAAGACAGGAGAUGGGCUUUUGAGGGAAAAGAAGGUAAUUUCUGUAAAGCACUGACUGCAGCUGGUUAGUUUGUGGGCUGUGCUUGGUGUCAGUUUGAGAUCACAUCCUAGAGUGCGUGCUCAGACCCUUCUGUUCUGCAGGGCUUUGGAGGGCCUAUGUCAUGCAGCAGUGGCGAUGGUGCCUUCACCAUUCAGGUACACAGGCGUCUGCAUCCAGGACAGUGCACAGAAUAAACCCUGUUUCACCACCUCCUCUAGAAUUCCCUCUCUAGUCUAGGAAGCACACCUGAAGACAGAAAAAGAGAAGGUGAUGCUCAUACCUUGAUGCUUCUCUAGGCUGUUCCUCUUGUCUCCACACUCCAUGGCCGGGUCCAGCCCCGCAGGUCAGGGGUGCAGUGGGACACCCAGAUCCUGCCCAGCAGAAGGUCCCAAUGGCCAAGUUGUUUCUCUGCAAAGAUACCAGAGUAGGUGCUAUAUGCAAUUACUGCCUAUCACUGCCAAAAGUCAGACCCACUUUAUGUUUUGCAUAGUAUUGUGAUGAUUUCUCUGUUGGCUGUACUUUAGACUGUUGUUGUUGGCUGUUAGUUCCAGUUGUGUUUUAACUGUCGGAGGAUGACUGACUGGUGUUUAGGUGCACUAUCUGUAAGUCCAUGGGAAUCAAUCCACAUGGAAAAGCUGAUUUAUUGCUCCCUUAACUAAAGGGCUCUUCAAUUGCUGGUGAUGCACUUUAGUCAUGCUGAGAUCAGCAGCGUUACCGCCUGGAUCACCGCAGGGCUUCCUGCCAGGUAGUUCCUGUCCUCGGCAGGCUCUCGGGCGCGGGGUGGCACUUCGUGGCACUUCUGAAUACUGUGAAUUCCCCCUCGCCCCGACGGCUUCUAAGAACUAAAUGUUGUGCUAAAAGCAGUUUAAGGGAAUUGUUCAGAUCUCGCUGCACUGAAAAGCAGGUGAUUUGUGGUGACCAAAACCCAAAAAGUCCAGAGAGUUUAAGUUAAGUUCCAAUAAUGGGGUGGAAUGUUUCUACCAAAACCCUUCUGGGGGCUGUGUGCAGUUGCCAUUAUCGAGUUGUUUUCAGUGUGGCAGUUCAUGAUAAAAAGCAAAUUGCAAGAGAAGUUUGAGUGUAACGAUCUCUGUAUCUGUGACUUCUUGUUCAGUAUAACCACAGUGUUUACAACCUGCAUUUGUCAAGUUCUUAAUUCUUUUUAACUGAAAUAGUAGAGGAUAUAAGAUGAUGUUACAGUUGAUUUUCCUUCCUCUAGAAGAAUAAGCUAUUGCAGUGCAAGCACACCAUGUGUAGCUGUAACUGCCCAGGUUGUGGCUGGGGCUUGGAGGGUGGGGAGUAGUUUAGUGCAGGAAAAAGACAGAAAAAUGUUCUAUUGCUUUAACUUAAGUCUAAAUAAGUAGCAACUUACCAAGAACUGCUCUUCUGACACUGCUUAGGAAGGGCAGACUUGAGGUGUGGGUGAAGAACUAGCUCAAAGCAUGCGGCGACCGCACUGAGGUGGCAGCACAGAUGGGACGUUGGCCAGGUCGUGUUGUCCCCUCCCUUUUCUCCAGCUGUGGCAGUUAAUGUGGGGUCCCAGUUCAGAAACUCAUUUUCCUGGGGGUGCUGAGCAUUUGCCUGUCUCAGGUAGAUGAAUUCAGUGCUCAGGGGGUGAGCUUGGGUUCUCUGAAUAUUCCAUUGGUGCCUCAUAGCGGACAAGUUCUUCUCUCACAGUGGGUUUACUAUGAAGUGCAAUAUGAGAGAAGAGCUCCUUGGUGACCUCCAGCAGUGGCUGCAGCAUGUCUCUUAGGAGCAGUGUUGAGCAGAGCUGGCUGGAGGUGCCCAGCCUACAAAGGUUCAUCUGUUUCACUGCUUUUUGUCUUCAGUGACAUUGGUUGCUGUUCCUCAGGAACCUGCUGAGGUCUCACUGGCACAAGUGUACCUGUAGGUCAGGUUUCAUUUACUGAUGCCUCUGCUUUUCAGCCACUUUUGCCUCCAGUUAUCCCCAGAACCAGCAGAAUUCUUCCUUUGGUGGGUAUUUAAGUUCAGUAUGGGAACUGUAGAGUGCCAUUGAGCACAUUAAAGUGCUCUGCAGCAUGAAACCACACGUGUAGGUGAAUGCUCUGUAUUGGCAGCCAGAGGUACACACGUUGCAUUUACUCAGUGACUGUUUGCUGACACAGAGCCCAGCAGCCUUUGCUUCAGCUCUUCGCAAACCUCAGCAUCCUCUGCUGAGGUGUACUGUGGAGCUGAUUUAGCCUAAAGCAAGCUGCUACAUGAAGUACAAUGAUCCUUUGGAGCAGCCCCCCAGAGUGCUUAUUCUGCGUGGUGAGUGUUACCAUGAGGACAGCUAUGAACUUUGUGACUGUGUUACGUAUCUGUUACAGUGCAUGGCUGUGGUGGAGACCAUAGUGCAGCUUCCCAGAGGCUGUUCUGUCCUCCUGCGUCCAGCAGAGGUUAUAUCUGGUACACAGCGGUCUUUUCAAGAGCAAGAAUGAGACCCACAGAUUAUACAGGAGUAAUAAACGGUGUUUGCAACAGCUCCAGAAGCACAGAUGACCUUUGGACAGCAGCUUUUCUGCUCUGGAAGUCCUUCAGUUACCUGUCUGCAGUGACUGGACUUCUCUGUGCUCCUUUGAAGAGGUGGGAUUCUGAGUCCAUGGUAGUGUCUGGCCAUGCGCCACGGGCUGGUUACACAUUCCAUCAGCUUGCUCUCUGCACCUUAUUAACACAGGCAGCUUUGUGAUUGCAGUUCUGCUUCUCUGGGCUCUUUUACCCUGGGGACAUGCACUUGCUGCCCACCCAUGUGUGGGACACCCCACGCCUGCCCCAUGGAGCUGGUGCAGCCCACUGAACUCUGCAAUUACCUUCAGAGUCUCCGACCCUUAGAGGACACAACAUGUGUGAGGAUCAGUGUGAGGAGCUACACCAAGGCAGGAACACGUUGUACCUCUGGCUUAAAGACUUGCUGGUCUGGAAAGGGGGAUUUGCUGCUGGAGCUCCCCCGCUCCCUGCAGCUCGUUGGUCCCAGAUCCUGGUUCAGAACACAUUGCACUGCACACCCAGGCCGUGCCCGCAGUCACAAGGAGUCCUUGCUCAACGCCGUCUCUGUGUUUGCACUAGUGAAAGUAAGGCAUGAAUUGCAGAAUGAGCUGGUUUUGUGUCCUGUGCAUAAUGAAUUGAAUUAAAUCGAGCACAUUCUAUGAUAA
Molecule: messenger RNA, 5743 nt
Organism: Strigops habroptila (Kakapo)
Lineage: Eukaryota; Metazoa; Chordata; Aves; Psittaciformes; Psittacidae
Gene: MDM4
Product: MDM4 regulator of p53
Exons: 11
Coding region: 215-1639 (474 amino acids)
Biological process (GO): protein ubiquitination; negative regulation of apoptotic process; regulation of cell cycle
Cellular component (GO): nucleus
Molecular function (GO): ubiquitin-protein transferase activity
Source: RefSeq, a predicted model, not a curated record